Carassius auratus (goldfish) is the source of this 1979-nucleotide messenger RNA. RefSeq lists its product as uncharacterized. The transcript is spliced from 8 exons. NCBI's taxonomy places the organism in Eukaryota, Metazoa, Chordata, Actinopteri, Cypriniformes, Cyprinidae. Bases 107 to 880 code for a protein of 257 amino acids. The record is from RefSeq and is a predicted model, not a curated record.
UCUGAUGCUUGACAAGCAUUCUCCGCAUGUUUAGAGGAGGAGUUCCUCCAGUGAUUCUCGCCUGAAGAAUGACAAGAACCGAGACCAGAGAAACACCAGCAACAAGAUGUCCAGAAGAGUGGAGGUGAUCAUCAACUCCUUAACUCCGCGGGAUCAGGAUGAGCCUCCUCUUCACAUCACAGAGUCGAAGCCCGGAGAGCAUCCAGGAGUGAAGGGCUUCCUGAUGAUCCACCCGGAGGUGCUGGGGUGGCUGGAGAUCCUGACUGGGUCCAUGGUGUCAGGACUUGUCUACUGGAAUUACGAUCUCUGGCUGUUAAUACCGGCUUGCUUUGUGAUUUUAAUAGGAGUCAUCACAGCUACAGCUGCAUGCACCCGCAACCGCUGUCUGGUGAUCACUUCUCAGGUGCUGAAUCUGCUUAAUAUCUGCAAUGUGCUGGCAGCGAUCAUCGUGUUUUUCGUCGUAUUCUUCUUAGGGAUUCUUAAGGAUAUGCUUUUUGGACAUUUACUCCGUUCUCGUUUCCUGAAUGGCCUUUCUGAGAGUUAUCCAUCUCUGCCCGUAAACAUCUCUUUCGUCGCCUGUAACAUUCUGGCGCUCAUCUUCUCACUUCUCAUCAUCAUGACGUUGUGCUGCUGGUGUAAAACGAGAAAGCGUCUGAUGGUCAUCCACAUGAACGCAGCUUCACCGGCAGCGGUCAGUGACGUCGUGGAUCAUCCGUGUCCAGAAUCCUCCCCCCCGGGCUAUAGUCCAGUCCCAUCUUCAGAUCCGCCGGACUACGAGGAGGAACGACUCUCGACGCUUUCUGGAGUUUCUGCUCAGGAGUGGGCCAUGAGGAAAUGGAAAAGAGAACUACAGCGCAGCAGAAAACCCAUCCAAGUCUGACCGGAUUCAUUUAUGUAUUUAUGCUCUAAAGUAGAGCUUUAAUGACCUGUGUUUUAUUUGAUCUCUUGUGUUCUCAAGGCCUUUAUUAAUAGAAUGUCUAACAUCAUAACACUAGUUUCUCUUGCAUCAGAUGAACAACACAGAGAACAUUCACUGGUGGAUGUCACAGGACUUUUAUGCACAUUAGAUAUUUUGUGUCCUUGUUUUUAAAAACUGACAACAUUAGAAAACAUCAUAUGUGAAACUCUGCACAUGAAAUGCAUUAUGAAAUAUUCAGUGUUUCUGCAGGUCUCAAGUUGUCCUUCCACAAAUUAAGGCUUAAAAGGGUCCUAUGUCCUUAAAUCAGGAAGAAUGUUAUUUGCUCUGAUAAAAAAAAAAAAUGGCAUGAACUGCAAAAAAAUGUAUAUCUUCCUCAGUAUUUUUGUCUUGUUUUUAAGUACAUCCUGGCAUCAAAAAAUGAAGUCUUGCUUUUUUAAGAAAUCUAUCAAUAUGAAGGGAGUUUAUGGGAAAUGAAAAAGUUGUUUUCCCUGAAUUAAGUUUAUUUUUAUAUUUAGACUUUGUGUUUUCAUGCUUUGAGGUAUUGCUAGUGUAACUCAUUGUGUUUUCUUUCAUUUAAUUCUUCAAUUUUCUUUACUUGGUCUCAGAAAAGUCUUAAACCUGCCUUCUGAGGACUUGAAGAAACCCUGAUAUGCAGGAUUUGAGCAUUAUUCGUGGAUCAGAAACCAUGUUUAAGCGAGAUUGUGUUGAAAUGUGACUAGUUUUAGAGCGUAUUUCAGUAUUUGGAUCAGAAGCUGUACUUGCAUGUCUGAAAAAAGCUGUCCGGAGAUGACUGCCGAGACAUUAUUUCUGAUAUUUGCUCAUCUGCGGACAGUAAAUACACAGGAAAAGUAUUGCUUCUGCGUUCCCUCAAUCUCAGACACGCUCUUCUUAUGUGCAAUCUUACUAUUGAACUUGUUUAUUUUGUUUGAAUGUACACACUAGCAGUCUGUAAACCGUUUUGAAUUUGCACUAUAGAGUUCAUGUAUUAUUAGUAGUGUUAUGGUAAUUGUUGUUCAAUGGAGAAUUUCCUAAAGCUAAUAAAUCUUUCUUGGCAACAGGU